AUGAAGCUUCCCAUCCUUUUUUUCUCUACUAUCUUCCUCGUCCUUGCGCAAGCAGCCACUCUUCCCCCACUCUACCAUAUUUACCGAAGCCUCAACUCUACCUCCAACAACAACACCAACUAUGCCCAUAACAAUACCACCGGCAGAGGCCCCGGCUAUAGCCCCGGUCCCAUCUCCGAUCCUAGUUCUGGUCAAAGAGAAUAUCGCUCAAUGGCAUACUUCGUAAACUGGGCAAUCUACGCCCGUCACCACAAUCCACAAGACCUCCCAGUCUCCCACCUAACACACAUCCUGUACGCCUUCGCCAACGUGCGCCCCGAAACUGGGGAAGUCUAUCUCAGCGACACGUACUCAGACAUAGAGAAGCACUAUCCUACCGAUUCAUGGAAUGACCAGGGAAACGACAACGUCUACGGCUGCGUGAAGCAGCUCUUUUUGCUUAAGCAGCAGAAUCGGCACCUCAAGGUCCUCCUCAGUGUUGGCGGUUGGACAUACUCGAAGAAUUUCGCGCGGAUGGCAGCUACAGAAGAGGGGAGGAGAUUGUUUGCGAAAUCUGCGGUAGAGCUGAUGGGGGAUCUGGGUAUGGAUGGGGUUGAUGUUGAUUGGGAGUAUCCAGAAAAUGACGAUCAGGCUAGUGACUUUGUUGAGUUGCUGCGCGAGACAAGAGAAGAACUCGACCGAUAUGCUGCCGACAACGACAGCGACAAGCCCUUCCUCCUGAGUGUUGCGUCGCCAGCAGAGCCAGGCCCAAGCAAAUACACCACCCUGCACCUCUCCUCCAUGGACCGUUAUCUUGACUUCUGGAAUCUAAUGGCCUAUGACUACAGCGGUAGCUGGGAUACAAUCACAGGACACAAUGCGAAUCUCUUCGCGUCAAGACAAAACCCCGCCUCGACACCCUUCAACACCCACACCGCGGUAACCGCUUACCUAGCCGCUGGAAUCCCUGCGUCAAAAAUCAAUUUGGGUAUGCCUCUCUACGGCCGGUCUUUCACACACACCGACGGGCCGGGGACGGAGUUCGAGGGUGUGGGGUAUGAGGGGAGCUUUGAGGCGGGCGUGUGGGAUUAUAAGGCGUUGCCAAAACCCGGGGCGGAGGUUGUGGAGGUUGAGGAGAUUGCCGCGAGUUUCAGCUACGACGAAGACAAGAAGGAAGUUAUUAGUUAUGAUAAUGUGGGUGUUGUACGGCACAAGGGGGUGUAUCUUAUGCGUUUGGGUAUGGGAGGUGGGAUGUGGUGGGAGUCCAGUGGGGAUCGGGAGGUGGGGAGUGGGGGGAGUUUGAUUGAGACGUUGGUCGACACUCUCGGUGGGGUGAAUGCCCUCGACAAGUCCGAGAACCAGCUGGAGUAUCCGGCGUCGAGGUUUGAGAAUCUGCGGAAUGGAUUUACUUGA
Aspergillus nidulans FGSC A4 is the source of this 1392-nucleotide messenger RNA. Its product is annotated as glycoside hydrolase family 18 protein. Gene Ontology annotation, molecular function: chitin binding; hydrolase activity, hydrolyzing O-glycosyl compounds; endochitinase activity. The transcript is spliced from 6 exons. Lineage: Eukaryota; Fungi; Ascomycota; Eurotiomycetes; Eurotiales; Aspergillaceae. Bases 1 to 1392 code for a protein of 463 amino acids. Gene Ontology annotation, biological process: carbohydrate metabolic process. The record is from RefSeq and is a predicted model, not a curated record. Gene Ontology annotation, cellular component: extracellular region.